Messenger RNA from Pieris macdunnoughi, 297 nucleotides. The record is from the annotation of a GenBank genome assembly. NCBI's taxonomy places the organism in Eukaryota, Metazoa, Arthropoda, Insecta, Lepidoptera, Pieridae.
AUGAAAAUAGAAAUAAAACUGCAGCAGAUCAAUGCAAGUGGAAAUGCACUCCGAAGAUAUUCCAAUUAUAUCUUCAAGCAGGUGCUUGAGGUGUCCCAAGCAAACCUGGCGAAAGACUUGGAGCGAGGAUCAGUGGCCACAGCAUCGGUACUCCGUAACUCCCAAUUCAAUCACCUCCCAUGCUAUGGCAUGAAAUUGGAUCCAAAGUUGAGUUUAAGUACCCCGCGAUCUCAAGGUUGCUAUGGUGAGGCAUCGGCGCUGGACCUUCUUUUACGAUCAAAGCAAAUCAAUUUUUAA